CAUCGAAAGAACAGAGACGCGGAUGUUCCAGAAACAUCAUCAACAAACGUUUUCUAUUCCCACCGUCCCACAUCAACAACAACCUCUGAAAUCUUUUAAAAACAACAUUAUUCACCUGGAGUGAAGAACAUCGUCGUUGUGAGUCUGCAUUACACGCGUCAGCACAGCAUCUGGAAAAGACCAUUUCAAAUUCAAUCGAAAGUGCAGCAUUUAUUUCUCUGCCUGCAACCCUGAUGCAAUCUAUCAGGAAGUCAUUCAAAUCUUAUGGUUCCUUCAGCCAAACAAAAAGGUUUUCCGGCGCCGGAAACCCCGAUUCUGACCACGAGCAGCUCCCCAUUCUCCUCGACCAAGAAACGCACCGCCACAACGCAAUGCCAGCCGGCGACUACGUCGUCAAAAUCGACGAUGCCGCCAAUCCUUCCCAGGCCAACAAGAUUUGGCGCGACUCAAGCUACGACUCCUGGAGGGGCGAAGGCUCGUCCUCCGCCGCCGGUGACCAGAGUUUUAAUUUCCGGCAGACGGAGGACCCGCCGUCGCAGCUGAUAGGGCGGUUCCUCCACAAGCAACGGGCCUCCGGUGAGAUGCAGCUGGACAUGGAUUUGGAAAUGGAGGAGCUCCAGGACGAUGCCGGCGAAGGAAGGUUGACGCCGGUGGAGGAGUCUCCGGUGAACCAUCGCAAUUCCAGGGAGCUGAAGGUCUCCUUCGAUGAACGCCUUUCCGAUUCGAAUCUCCUCGAACAGCAGAACGACCCCUUCAGAAGAAGGCACAAUAGAGAAUCGCCGACGGUUGAGGAGUCUCCGGUGAACUUUCGCAAUUCCAGGGAGCUGAAGGUCUCCUUCGAUGAACCCCUUCCCAAUUCGAAUCUCCUCGAACAGCAGAACGACACCUUCAGAAGAAGGCACAGCAAGGAAUCGUCGACGAUGGCGGACUUCCAACGCCCUCCGCAACCGCCGCAGUACGACCAUCGUCGCUCGCCUUCGCCGUCGCCUGUUGACGAUGGCGAGGUCCUUCGGUGCACCUCGAACGCUUCCUUCGAGAGAAACCUCUCCAUGCAGAGAAAAUCUGCGUUGUUGAAGGCCAAAACGAGAUCCAGGUUGCUGGCCCCGCCAGACGAAUCCGAGAGAAAAUCGAGUCGGAUUAUGAAAUCGGGUCAGCUCCAGUCCGGGUUUUUAGGGAGGAAGGGUGAUGAGGAGGAGGACGAUCCGUUUUUGGAAGAGGAUCUUCCUGAUGAGUUUAAGAAGACUCAUUUCAGCUUCUGGAUUCUUCUGGAGUGGGUGAGUUUGAUUUUGAUCAUUGGGUUUUUGAUAACCACCCUUUGCAUUCCCUUUCUGAGGGAGAUGAAUCUGUGGCAUCUUAAAUUAUGGAAAUGGGAGGUUAUGGUUCUGGUUUUGAUAUGUGGGAGAUUGGUGUCUGAUUGGGUCAUUAGGAUUGCUGUGUACUGCAUUGAGAGGAACUUCCUCUUGAGGAAGAGGGUAUUGUAUUUUGUGUACGGUGUGAAGAAAGCAGUUCAGAAUUGUGUUUGGUUGGGGCUCGUGUUGAUUGCAUGGCAUUUGUUGUUUGACCAGAGGGUGCAGAGGGAGACCCACAGUAAUUUCCUUGAGUAUGUUAACAAGGUUUUGGUGUGCUUCCUUGUGGGGACUUUGGUGUGGUUGCUCAAGACUCUCAUGGUUAAGGUGUUGGCCUCUUCUUUCCAUGUGAGUACCUACUUUGAUAGGAUUCAGGAGUCACUGUUUAAUCAGUAUGUGAUUGAGACGCUUUCGGGGCCUCCAUUGGUGGAGAUUCAGAAGGCUGAAGAGGAGGAGGAGAGGCUUGCUGAUGAGGUCCAGCAGCUGCAGAAUGCUGGGGUUACCAUACCCCCUGACCUUAAGGCAACUGCUUUUUCUGAUAUCAAGAGUGGCAGGUCCAGGAGUGGAGUGCUCAAGAGCCCCAGAGCUAAGAGCGCCAAGUUUUCGCGCCCUCUUUCCAAGGGCUCUGACGAUGGUGAUGUUAUCACCAUUGAUAACCUCAACAAGCUCAACCCCAACAAUAUCUCUGCCUGGAAUAUGAAAAGGCUGAUGAACAUGGUCCGGCAUGGGGCUCUUAGCACCUUGGAUGAACAGAUACUUGAUAGCGCCAAUGAAGAUGAGAACGCCACGCAGAUCAGAAGUGAAAACGAGGCAAAAGUUGCUGCUAAGAAAAUAUUUCAAAAUGUUGCUAGGCGUGGGUGCAGGUAUAUAUACCCGGAUGACUUGAUGCGAUUUAUGCAAGAAGACGAAGCUGCAAAAACCAUGAAUCUCUUCGAAGGAGCAUCUGAUUCUGGGAGAAUAAGCAAAGCUGCUUUGAAGAACUGGGUGGUCAAUGCCUUCAGGGAAAGGAGAGCGCUCGCAUUGACACUAAAUGACACAAAAACGGCAGUGAACAAACUUCAUCGAAUGCUCAAUUUUAUAGUUGGAAUUGUUGUACUGAUUAUUUGGCUCUUGAUAUUGGAACUUGCCACCACCAAAUUUCUUGUCUUUUUGAGUUCACAGAUUGUCUUGGUUACAUUUAUAUUUGGAAACACCUGCAAGACCAUAUUUGAGGCAAUUAUUUUCCUAUUUGUCAUGCACCCAUUUGACGUGGGAGAUAGAUGUGAAAUUGAUGGGAUUCAGAUGAUCGUAGAAGAAAUGAACAUAUUGACAACUAUAUUUCUGAAAUACGAUAAUCAUAAGGUGAUCAUCCCUAACAGUGUCCUUGCUACCAAGGCUAUAUUUAACUAUUACCGGAGUCCUGACAUGCAAGAUAUUAUCGAAUUCUACAUACAUGUAUGCACCCCAGUUGAAAAGAUUUCACUUAUAAAACACAGAAUAACCAGUUUCUGUGAAAGCAAGAAGGAGCACUGGUAUCCUUCACCUACUGUAGUAGUCAGGGAUCAUAUAGACAUACACAUGGUGAAAAUGGCUAUCUGGCCCAGUCAUAGAAUGAACUUCCAAGAUCAGACAGAAAGGCAUAUGAGGAGAUCCAUGUUGCUUGAAGAGUUGAUUAAGAUUUUCAGGGAACUCGACCUUAAUUACCGCCUCUUGCCGCUGGACGUUAACGUCAGAGCCGUGCCUACCUCCUCUGAACGGCUUCCACCUAGUUGGCAAUCGAUUCCAAGCUGAGCAGAAGCAAAUUCAUGUAAUUCAAAGCCCCUUUUUGUGUGGAAUACCCAUGGCGUUAACUGCUAAGAGGCACUAUAUUUUAGCAGGAUAGCAUGUGUAAAGAAAAUGGCUUUGGUUUUUCUUAGUUAGAUUAGUUUCAUAUGUACCAAGCUUAGUCUGUAGCUAUGAAGCAUGUCUAGGCACACGCAUGUAGUAGAUGUGGUGAAAUUAGAAGUAGUAAUCAUUAUCUUGUCUUGUUUAUACUUUCACUAUCAAAGUUCCCUGAUUCUAUACCUUGCCUCCAUUUAAAAAUUUUGAAAGUUUGCAAUGCAUUUAUUUUGAAGAUA
This is a messenger RNA of Vigna radiata var. radiata (mung bean), 3442 nucleotides long. RefSeq names its product mechanosensitive ion channel protein 6. The record is from RefSeq and is a predicted model, not a curated record. Gene Ontology annotation, molecular function: mechanosensitive monoatomic ion channel activity. Bases 234 to 3116 code for a protein of 960 amino acids. The transcript has 6 exons. Gene Ontology annotation, biological process: monoatomic anion transport; transmembrane transport. Gene Ontology annotation, cellular component: plasma membrane. NCBI's taxonomy places the organism in Eukaryota, Viridiplantae, Streptophyta, Magnoliopsida, Fabales, Fabaceae.